AUGGAUUAUGAUGAGCUCAUGGAGCUCAAGGGCAGAGGAGAUUUUUUGAAGUGUCUAACGGAGGUGAUCAACGUCACCACACAUGCAUUGGACAGGUUGGGUGUCGAUGCGACCAUCAUCGAUGGUACCCUAUUAGGUUGGCAACGACACGAUAAGAAUCAUAUACCCUGGGAUGUCGAUGGCGAUCUCCUCAUCAUGCAGAGUCAUUGUCGGAAGGCCUUCUCGACCCACGCCACCACCCAUCAUAAGAACAUGGCAUCCCUUCUACGGGAGUAUCUGCCCGACGACUCUCGCUAUCGUGUGGCUGGUAUCAUCUAUGGUGACGGAUCUGAAUUGGACCCUGAUGAGUGGGAAGGCUGUGACCCCCGUGAGAUCCGCGUCGUUCUCCAAUAUGGGCAUGUGGACUGCCACGCCGACGUAUUCCAGAUGCUGCAAUCGAAUCACACCGGUGGUGAGGAGUGCGCAUCGUGCCCAGGCUACGAUGAAGGCCAGGUUACCGCUUGCCGAGAACGAGAUGAUUCAUGUGCUUUGUAUGACGACUUCUUCCCAAUGAGAUGGGAUAAGCUGGACGAUGGUGAUGUCAAGGUCCCUCAUCGAGUCCACGCUGCACUGGAAUCGUAUUUCGGUAGGUUGCCUUACGCGCUUCUUAAUCUUAAGGAAAUCCCCAUAAACUACGAGUUCGGCCAUACCCGGUUGGUAGUCGGUCGUGCGUUGCUAAGAAAUACGACCGUCAAGGAAUUAUCAAGUCCACCAGUGAACCUCAGAGGCUCGCUGGGUGGUGAGUCGGGGGAUGACGACGCCUCCCCUGUAACCUCAACAGAGCUGCUUCCCAACAAGGGGCAGAUAAUUUUCGAAGAGAAGAUAGUAGCCGCUAACUGGCCACUCAGGUCCGAGAGUAUGUCGAAUCUCGACAACUAA
Perkinsus marinus ATCC 50983 is the source of this 918-nucleotide messenger RNA. RefSeq lists its product as hypothetical. The transcript has 2 exons. Bases 1 to 918 code for a protein of 305 amino acids. The record is from RefSeq and is a predicted model, not a curated record. NCBI's taxonomy places the organism in Eukaryota, Perkinsozoa, Perkinsida, Perkinsidae.